This is a messenger RNA of Sorex araneus (European shrew), 1438 nucleotides long. RefSeq names its product PDZ and LIM domain 2 (gene PDLIM2). NCBI's taxonomy places the organism in Eukaryota, Metazoa, Chordata, Mammalia, Eulipotyphla, Soricidae. The transcript is spliced from 10 exons. Gene Ontology annotation, cellular component: filamentous actin; Z disc; adherens junction. Gene Ontology annotation, molecular function: muscle alpha-actinin binding; actin binding. The coding region runs from base 160 to 1218 and encodes 352 amino acids. Gene Ontology annotation, biological process: muscle structure development; actin cytoskeleton organization; heart development. The record is from RefSeq and is a predicted model, not a curated record.
GGGCGCACAGCUCACGGCCCGGAGGAGGCAGGAGGACCGCGGUCAUCCACGGAGCCGGCCCUCCCUGGGAGCUGAGCGGGCGACAGUACCGGGGCGCCCAGAACCCUUCCCGGCACGCGCUGCCCUCAGGACCCAGGGGACAGGCGCUGCCUCUCAGUGAUGGCGCAGAUAGUGGACGUGGUUGGCCCGGCGCCCUGGGGCUUCCGGAUCUCGGGAGGCAGAGAUUUCCACACCCCCAUCGUGGUGACCAAGGUGACUGAGCGGGGGAAAGCCGAGGCCGCUGACCUUCGGCCUGGGGACAUCAUCGUGUCCAUUAACGGGAAGAGCACAGAGGGCAUGCUGCAUGCCGAGGCUCAGAGCAGGAUCCGCCAGAGCCCCUCGCCCUUGCGGCUGCAGCUGGACCGGUCCCAAGCCGUCUCUCCGGGGUGCACCAACGGGGAUGGCUCUGUGGAGGCGAGAGCCACCCGCUUCCAGGGCUCUGCGAGGACCCAGGCCAGCAGCCAGUCCUCCCUGCGCUCCUCCUGCUCCAGCCCGGCCUCCCUCAGCCCCCGCACUGGCAGCCCCUUCUCCACCCCCAGCAGCCCGCAGCCCCCGGCCGCCGGAGAGGCAGUGAUCGGGCGCAGCUUCCAGAGCCUGGCACACGCCGCAGGCCCCCCGGCCGCCGAGCAUGCCGCCUACGAGGGCCGCCCCAGGAGUCGCCAGGCUGGCCUGGGCCGUGCUGGAGACUCAGCUGUGCUGGUGCUGCCAAGCCCGUGCCCAUCCCCGGUGGCCAGCUCCACCACCCGCAGGCUCAGUGUGGACCUCCUGGAUGAGGACUCUGAAGUCUACAAGAUGCUGCAGGAGAACCGAGAGGGCCGGGCGCCCCCCCGACAGUCCAGCUCCUUCCGGCUCCUGCAGGAAGCUCUCGAGGCUGAGGAGAGAGGUGGUGCACCUGCCAUCCUGCCCAGCUCACUGAGCCCGUCGUCCUCCCUGCCUGCCCCUCGGGCGCUGGCCACCCCACCCAGGCUGCUCACGUGUGAGAAAUGCGGCACUGGCAUCACGACCCAGGCCGUGCGCAUCCAGGAAGGCCGGUUCCGCCACCCCGGCUGCUACACCUGCACCGACUGCGGCCUGAACCUGAGGAUGCGGGGCCACUUCUGGGUGGACGACGAGCUGUACUGCGAGAAGCACGCCCGCCAGCGCUACGUGGCGCCAGCCCCCCGCAGCUCGCAGGCCUGAGCCCGGCGCUGUGCCAGGGCAGGCUGGUGCGGGGGGCCGGGGUGGUGGUGGGGAAGCGGGCGAGCUGCUCGGCGGUGAGGGCAACCAGGGCAAUGGCCCACGGGAAGCUCCGGGCUGGAGACAAGGACCAAGAAACAGGCGUGGCCAGAGGCUGACAGUGUUUGUAAAGUUUUCAGCUUAGGCGCCCUUAGAGAUCUAUAUGUGGCAAAUAAAGUGGACG